AUGAAGUCAAAUCUGAUGUUCCUGCAGACAAACUGGAGGAAUUUCUGCAAAGAGAAGCUCAAGAAGAUCUCAGACAGAGUCACACUCACCAACAUUGUUCCCGGAACCAGGAACUACUUCCUACAAUAUUUCCAUCGGCUAACUCUGGAUCUGAACACAGUGAAUAAAUACCUCCGUCUGUCUGAGAGAAACAGAGUGAUUACUGACACUAAAACAGUUCAGUCGUAUCCUGAUCAUCGAGAAAGAUUUAAUUGUUGGCCUCAGGUGUUGUGUAGAGAGAGUGUGGGUGGACGCUGUUACUGGGAGCUGCAGUGGAGUGGAGAUAAAGGUGUGUUUAUAUCAGUGUCAUAUAAGAGCAUCAGCAGGAAGGGAGGAGGUAAAGAGUGCGUGUUUGGACGUAAUGAUCAGUCCUGGAGUUUGUUCUGCUCUCCCUACAGUUACUCAUACAUACACAAUGACAUAGAGACUGAUCUCUCUGUGAAGUCCAUCAGCAGUAGAAUAGGAGUGUUUGUGGAUCACAGUGCAGGAACUCUGUCCUUCUACAGCGUCUCUGACACAAUGAGCCUCAUCCACACAGUCCAGACCACAUUCACUCAGCCGCUCUAUCCUGGGUUUGCUGUUUAUAAUGGAUCAGUGAAACUGUGUCAGGGUUCAAACCCAUUUUUACCAGUAAAUUUCCAUGACUUUUCCAUGACUUUUCCAUGACUUUUGAGACUAUAAUCACAUCACUGAAUAUUGUAAUUUGUUUAACCAUUAUUAUCUGUUAAUCUCAGGACCUGAAUAUUGUUCUGAAACUG
Cyprinus carpio (common carp) is the source of this 797-nucleotide messenger RNA. Its product is annotated as tripartite motif-containing protein 16-like protein. NCBI's taxonomy places the organism in Eukaryota, Metazoa, Chordata, Actinopteri, Cypriniformes, Cyprinidae. Gene Ontology annotation, molecular function: protein binding. The record is from RefSeq and is a predicted model, not a curated record. The transcript has 4 exons. The coding region runs from base 1 to 705 and encodes 234 amino acids.